AUUUUUCUUAACAAUGUUUUCCUCAGGCUCAAACCCUUUUCCCGAGCUUCCGUCAUCCCCCAAUGUCUUCUUUCCUCCUAAUUUUCUCUUUUACCAUAAAAAUGAUUGUUCUUGCUGUAACUACCACCUGAAUAAUAGCGACCCUUUUAUCUCCGGCGAUUGUUUUCACGAUACAAAUAACAGUCUUGCUCCUCCUUCUCCGGACAUAUAUAAUAUUUCUACAGUAAAGCAAGAUUUAUGUAGGAAGAAGACGUUGUUUUCUGUAGAACAAGUGUUGCAAACUUGUGAAGAUCAUGAUGUUCUUCUACAACCGGUAAUUUCACCCUGCAAUAAGAAAACGGUGGCAUCAAAAGAUGGGCAUAGUAAGAUCUACACAGCUCGAGGCCCCAGGGAUCGGAGAAUGAGAUUGUCCAUUGACAUCUCACGAAAGUUCUUUUGUCUUCAAGACUUGUUAGGUUUUGAUAAAGCAAGUAAAACCCUUGAUUGGCUCUUUUCGAAGUGCAAGACACCGAUUAAGGAGUUGGUUGAAGAAACAAAUUUCUACUCAUCUUCCACAGCGUCUUAUCAGUCAAAAACGAGUUUUCUGGAAGCGGUUAUGGGUGUACGUGAUGGGGGCAAAUCGAAAAAGAAAUCAGAAAUCAAAUAUGUUGAAGGAAAAGGGAAGCAAAGUAAACGAAAAUCAAAUGGAGUAUUUCAAGAUAAUCUUGAAAGAGGCCACUCAAGGGCCAUGGCAAGAGCGAGAGCAAGAGAAAGGGUGAGAGAGAAGAUGCGAAUCAGAAAGCUUGAUGAUGAGUUGACGACAGUAGUUCAUGAUGAUUUUGACUACCAAAACUUCAAAUCAAGUGUAGGAGAUGAUCAUAAGGUGAUUUCAGCGCAUCCUGCAACCUUGUGAUCGUUGAUCGGCAAUAGUCAUUAAUGGUGGAAUUGGAGUGACCAUAUUUUAAGGAUAAAUUAAAAUCAAGUGGAGGAUAUAAUCAUAGUGUGAUUUCGUUGCUUCCUGCAUCCUGAUUGUACUAUGCAUGGUGAAGCUUGAGUAAUAUUUUUUUAAGGACGCCAGGAUUGCAAGUCAUGCAGAAUUGUUUUUAUUGGAUAAUAAUUAAUAUUGUUAUGGCUGUUAAUGCUUUUGAGGGAUUCUACUGAAUCUUUACUGAUUUGAGAUAAAGCGAUUGUGACGAUGUUGCAUAAUAGUUAGAGCCUCUGAUUUUCGUGUUGUUGACUUUCAACAAGCAAGU
This is a messenger RNA of Lactuca saligna, 1232 nucleotides long. The record is from the annotation of a GenBank genome assembly. Lineage: Eukaryota; Viridiplantae; Streptophyta; Magnoliopsida; Asterales; Asteraceae.